UCAUGUCACACUGGCGACAAGAAGACUGCGUCGCAGUAGCUACAGACGUUGUCAAUAAAUAUGCCAAAUCUACCACAUCGAGCAAGAUCGGUCUGCUGAUGGAUUAAGGUAAAUUGAUACCGUCUGUGAUUUACGCGACGAUAUUGUUCAGUUACAAUGGUUAUUUAAGUUUUGUAGCUAGAAAAAUUAAAAACGCUAUUGUGGCUACGAUGGCUAGCGUUAGUAGUAGCUAGCUAACGUAACUGCCGCCGUUAGCGUGCUGGCUGUCUUCCCGGGUUAGCGCAAAUGGAGUAACUAGCUAAGUAAUUUACAGUAAACAGCUGGUUUGCAUGGCUGGCUACAGUAGUGUCUGUUUUGUUCACAAAUCCGGAAUUGGGCGGUCUGAAUUGAAACCGGACAGAGCAAUAGUAACAGUAGUGGCGUCUUUUUGUGUUCACUAACUCUGCCAAGGCUCGACGUUGGUCAAAGCCAAUGAUUUGUAUAUUGGUCAAGCCUAUGGGGAAAUUAAUGGGUUUUUGUAUAAACGCUGAAAAUAAGGUCUGCGGUAAACACAGGUUUAGGAAAUCUUAUACGUUUUGUUCUUUGAGAUAAUUAUCAUUAGCACAUUUUUAACCAUUUAUGAAAUCAAAACAAGCACAUAAAGGCUUCAUAAUUCAUAAAGGUAAUGUGAACUUACUGGUUAUUAUAUCAUAGUAUAAAAUCUACUAAACCUGUGUUAACCUUCGACCUUAUCUUCUGCGUUUAUCUGAAACCCCCAUUUAUUUCCCCUGCACCAACAAGCCAUGAGGCUAACUAACUCAUUUCCCGGAUUUUAGGACUACAAACUGGCAGGCUCUAUAGAUACAUCAGUCUUGGGGAUGAUGUAAUACUAGCUUUUGAUCUGUUAUCUUAGUAGCUAACUAGAUAGCCCGAGUGGUUGUGUUGAUGUGGUCACUUUUUAGUCAUAGAUUGAACCAGAAUCUGGUUUUACAGGAUACGUUGAAUAUCCAAGGCCAUAUUCUGGUUCAGUCAUAGAUGUGACUAGCUAGUACCCAGAAUGGCUUUGUUGAUCCACUAAAUCUAUGCCUAAAUCUAUGCCUGUUUUACCAUUAAGUUCCUGGUUUUCCAGCUUGAUUGCGCCUGCAAUUGUCCUUGUUUGUGCCUGUGUCAACUAUGGAGACAACUCAAGUGACUUUGGCAGUUAGGGGAGACACAUCCCCAGGUAAGACCAACCCCUACUGCAGGGCAGCAGACUAAUCCGAAACAAGAAGACUAUUCAAUUCAAGACAACGUUAGACCGAAAGAUUGACACCGAACCAAACAGUCAGUCAGGAAUGUCAGCUUUUAGCAAAUCUCAAUUAGCUAUCCCGGAACUAAAAUCUUGAGUUAUUUGGUCAGAUGCUCGAUUACGUAGUCUGUCCACAAGAGUUUAGCUGAAAUGCACUUCAUCAUUAGAGCCUAAUGAGAGAGUGUGUGUGUGUGUGUGCAGUUAUGGCUCAUUAAUUGAACGUAAUAAUAUGGUGUAUGACUAGGUGAGGUGAUAGCCGUGGUUGGUAGCUGUGAAGCUUUAGGAGGACUGGUGCCAUCAAAGAGCUGUGACCCUACAACUGGUUGAACACGAUGGGUAAAUAUCACUUAUCUUUUGAAUAUGCUAUGAUCUGAAUGAUUUCUGUGUGUUGAAGUAAUUCAACAUAUUGUGUAGCUCAGUUAGUAAGAGCAUGGUGCUUGCAACACCAGGGUUGUGGGUUCGAUUCCCACGGUGGACCAGUAUGGAAAGAAAGUAUGAAAAUGUGUGCGCUCACUACUGUAAGUCACUCUGGAUAAGAGCGUUUGCUAAAUUACUAACGUUUAAAUAUUAUGUACCUUCCCCAGGACAUUGUGGAAGAGGACCAUCAGUGUGCCCAGAGGUGCUGUGCCAACCUAUCGCUACUUCAAAGGCCACUUCCUGGAGUCAAAGGUGAGCUCAUAAUCUUAUGUGCUGUCAGCAUAUGAAGUAAUCAGACAUAUUAAACAAAUGACCUAUGUGAUUGUGUUUGGCCUAUUCAAAUUCUAGUACCUUAAUCCAGUUACAUAAGUAGUUGCUUUAGUGGUAAUCCAUGUUGGCCAUUGAGUGACAGUUGACAAAUGAUUGACCGUAUUGUGUUAACAGCAGGCUAGAGCUUGACUAGGUGUUGUGUUGUGCUGUUAAACCUUCCUUUUGAUGAUGGCGACGAAUGCAUGUGGUGUUAUCAACAUUUCUAUCCCCAUUUCAGUUCUGGAGGCUGCUGAUGUUUUCACAGCUAAUCUGUUGAUCUGUUUUAUGAAAUGUAAUCAAAAGUACCACCACAGAACUAAUACUAGUAUUUCACACAACCGUUUACAGGGAGUUUUAAUUUAUACACAGUUAGUCUUCUAUGGAGUCACUGUCAUGCAAGUGCGACCAAAUGAGUCUGAGGAAGUAUAUGAUUUGGGUGAACAUUAGAAAGCAUUAGAUUAGCAACGCUACAGCAGUUUUUAAGAUCAUUCAUGGGUUAUUUGGCUCACUUUCCCCACAUCUGUGUUGAUCCCCUCUAGCUCACUUCAGUUCUUCCAUAAUGCUCAGAUAGGAGAGCAGCCAUGCCUGGAGCUCUGCCAGCUGGCUAUAACUGAGCUUGGAUUUGGGCACGUGACGUGAGCCUCUUCCCCCAUGUUAUUUAAUGCUGCACUAGGCUAGACUUGGAAGUUGGAACACACACAGCAUGUUCUUCACCACUCCAAUUAUUAAUGUCAGUAUGUAACGUUCUCUAUACGUCCAACUUGGAGGUUCAAAUUACACAAUAAAAACAAAAAAGCUUUUCCUCUUACAGAGAGAAACAGCUAGAGAGUUAUAUGUUCUACAGACAGCAGCAUAUGAAGCAACACUAUCACAUCUGUGAUGCAGAGUGGAAACGAGGCAAAACAAACUCAUUUGAACUGUGCUGUCUCUGCCUGCUCUGAACCACUGCCAGAGGACAAGCAGCAUUACUAACUCGUCAAAGAGCGUACAGUCUUGACUCAUGGUUGGAACCCACACAUUCAGAUGGGCCAGCUGUAAUGACAACACAUUUUUUACGUCUCUGUGGUCAGAAACCUAAAACCAUGACCACAUUCAGUUUCGAUUGUGUUUUUACAGUUUGUCAUUUAAAGGCAUUGUUUACUUUGCACCAUUAAUGGCAGAUCUAACCAUUAAUGCCAAUACUGUAGCAGAUCAACUUUGUACAAAAAUAAAACAUUAAUCUUUCCGAGAAGAUGGCUAAAUACUUUAGUAUAGAUGAAGAGUUGACGCUCACGUUCUUCCACCUACCGACUAAUGAAUCCUUUUUCAGAUUUCAACCAAUAGUGGCUUGCUGAUUGGUGGCUACACCUUUGAGACCAAAGUGAACAUUGACUGUAUUUGAAAAGUCUUAAUGCUGUACUAAACAUUGGCAUUGCAGAGUGCAGGUGGUCCCUGUCAGGUGAUAGUCACUAAGUGGGAGACCCAUCAGCAACCACGCCUGAUGAGCCCCACAGGUAUAUACACCAGAACGAUGCCCUGCUUGGUUUGGGGAAUGUACACUAUCUAUGCUUUGCUGAGGCAAGUGGGUUGGAGGCCACAUUGUUGUAACUAGAAUGUUCUAGAGCGGAGGAAACUCUAGUGGAUGUGGCCUCUCAAACUCAGACAAAGCUCAUUCAAAAUAAGCUUAAUAGUAAACAAUUGAAUAAACCAUAGUUUUUCCCUAAAUCCUUCCACCUGACACUUUUUGGGCAAUAAUGUUUAAAACAUAAAACCUUUUUGUACUGAAGUUGGAAGUGUGGUAUGUUAUGUCACAUGCUUGAAAUGAUAGAAAUGGUUUGUUUGUAUAAAAAAAAAAGGCCUUAUGCCAGUUUAUUGUCUUGCAGAAUCACACCUUGAUAUUGACGAUGGCCAAUUUGGAUUCCACAGUAAGUCAACUAAAUAUAUCACGUCUUGAUUAAUCCAUUUUGGGAAAUUAGCAUUGAUAUGUCUUGCUAUUGUAUGGAAAAUACAUAAUAUAGAAUUGCCAUCUCCGCAUCACCCCAUUGCACAUGUUAACUACCUCAGGGUAGUCCUUUGUUAUGCACUAAGGCCCAGAAGCCGACCAGAGUUAAGCGCGUGUAAAACAUGAUUUCCUUUUUAUACGCUUUUCUCUCUAUUCGUAUUCUGACCUUGAACUUAAGCAUGAGAAUAGCAUGCUAUUCACCCACUUUGUUUGAGGUGGCGCUCAAAAAAAUGAAGGUGUGCGGAGGUGUCUAAAGAUGCGUCAUAUACUGACCCUUGACUUAAUUCUUUAAUUCCACCACCUUUACUCGCAAGGAAACCAUGAAUAAGGUAGAGCGAACCUACCAAGUGGGGAAAGCGUCUACUUAUUUAUUUUCCGAUAGAAAUAACACCAUUCAACAUGCACUGUAAAUUAGUAAUCUGUUUGGAGAAGGGGAUUGUAAAUGCACAUAGCAAUUGUUUUAGAAUAUUGUUCGAAGAUUGGUCGAAGAACAGACCACUUUCGAGACUGAAUUCCAGCCAUAUGGAUGCGAACUGAAAAUCAUAUCAACAUUACAUGUAUUGCGUGGUGAAAUAGGAUAUUAAUAGCUGUGCUGUUAUUCAGAAUUCUAGUUAUGUUCCCUUAUAAUUUGUGUGGAUACAAUUUGGAGACUCAAGUUAUAGGCUUUUUUUGUAGGGCUGAACCUGCCGAGUUGAUGUAUGCACUCUAGAAUGUUUUGAUUAUAUGCCCGGGCUGUUUUAUUUUACAAUUUGUAUCACUAUCUGGUGCCACCGUCAGUAAUACCCACAUACAUUUGUGUUUUUGCAUCAUUCAAUUCCGUUGACCUUUUUAUUUCCUCUGUCACUUCCUUGUAAAUUGUUCCUGAGGGUCACUAGUAUUAGUGGAUCAUAUUAGGCUAACGUUGUGCAAUAAUUUAGGACAUGUAGCCUAUUUGAAUCAUUAUGGAACUCAGACCACACGUAGCAAGUUAAACCUGGAUCCUGGCGCACGGUUCACGGAGUGUUUGAACGGACUGGACCUCUGUCAUACAGGUCCAUGAUUAGAGAGAAUUAGGGUAGAUUUAUAGGAUUAUUGUUCAACCCCUAUUAUAUACUUUUUCCACCUUCCAAUAUUUAAUGGAUUGAACUUGAAUAGGACAACUUUCAGGAUGAAUCAAACCACUGUUUUUUUUUUCUCAUCAAAAUACAGUAUUACGUGCGUAACGGUUUGGAUAACUUAUUUUUAUGAUUCAUACAUGCGCUCCUAACCCAAAAAUGUGCAUAAAUAAUCUACAAAAUCAGUGGAUUUCCACAACAACAAAAACAUCUACCAGUUGGUGCUGAAAUGGAGAUGAAUAUGCAUUAUGGAUUUCUUUCAUUAAUCCCAAUAUUCUGAACCCGUUCUCUCGACGUUUUCUAUUGAGUGUGAUGACAAAAUUCUAAAUUAAAGGUGCACCGUAUUUAAAGGGAUGGCUUAAGAUAAAUGUACUGAAAACCCCAUUGAAUGAAAACUCCAUGAGAAUCUGUUGGCCUGCAAGUGGGAGGGUUUUCAGCGGUUGAAUGAAAUGUAUUCAGAGUGCGCAAGGUAGCCACACCUGCGGAGCGUGUUAUGUGACUAAAUAAGGUAAGUCUGAAUACCAAAUACUGAGAAGUGCGUAGGAAAGUCAUAAAUUCCUAUGUCGGGAUCGGGCCCUAUUACAAGAUGAAGAUUAACUAAUGGCUCAUAAACUGCUAAUCACUAAGUACUUAAAGCACAUACUGUAGGAGCCUAUACUAAGUACCUGAUGUAUGAGUCAAUCCUCUGGUGGAACUUAACUCUCAACAGAUUACAUGUAAAACACUUCCCCAUUAGACUGCUAAGAUUUGAGGUUAGUUAUCUGGUAGUAGAACAUACUGACUGACAUGAAUUUGACUGAGUCUCACCAUCCUACAGUUGACUCAGUGUGUUUGAACAAUUACUUUUAUUCCCAUAGCUCUUUUCUUAAACUCAAAGUGCUUUGCAUUGUUUGCGGAUAGCUAACCUCAUCCACCACCAAUCUGUACUGUUACUCACCUUGGUGAUACAACGGCAGCCAUUUUGUGCCAGAAUGCUUACCACAUGUUUCCCUGCAACUCCUCUUUGCAGACGGCUCAGAGUGUAUGGACUCUGGGUGGCUGACGUGCCAGACAGAGAUCCGUCUACGUCUGCACUUCUCUAAGACGUCUCCCGUAUCCAUCACCAAGAAGAAAUACAAGAAGUCUCGCUUCAGGUGAGAGCAAGAGACGUGGCUCCUAUUCAACACAGUUUGCUGCCUGAGAGAUAUCAAACAGGCUGUGGCUUGGGUCAGAGGGAAUCUGUGGGGACAGAAUUUCUGUAAAUGCCCAUAGAAUUGAUCCCAAAAUAACUUAUGGAAUCAAACCAAAUAUUGCUCUUAAGAUAAAUAGCUACAGCUUUAUGGAUGAAAUAUGCUGCUGUAAAAACACUAGUCUUAUCUGGUCAUUGUCAUGACUUACUAGUUAGGCUUUUUCAGGUCCUCUCCCCCUUUUGACCUCUCUUGACCUGUGUGACCUUUCCCCUCUGACCCCAGGAUCAAGCUGACGCUUGAGGGUGUAGAGGAGGAGGAGGAUGACGAUGAAGAGCCAGAGCAGAGUGCAGCGUCGCGGCACAAGAUGACCACCACGCUGGAGAUCAGUAUGAUCAGUGGAGAUGGGUACAAGUCCCGCCACUCCCAGCCUGAGUGUGGCUACGCCCUGGAGGCCUCACAGUGGACCGAGUACAUCAUCCACACCAUGGAUCCCGACAACCUGGAACUCACCUUCGACUUCUUUGAGGUACAGUUCACAGCAGGAUCAAUAUAUUCGGCAGUUGAUUAUUAUGAACACUAUGGAAACAACUGCUUCGUGUUGUAAUGUUUACAUACUGUUUAUAUAUAUAUAUAUAUAUAUAUAUAUAUAUAUAUAUAUAUAUAUAUAUAUAUAUAUAUAUAUAUAUAUAUAUAUAUAUAUAUAUAUAUAUAUAUAUAUAUAUUUGGGCUGACCCCAAUUAGUCGAUUGUUUGGUCGACCGAGAUUGUAUAACAUUUUUUGUUGAGCAGUAGCAUUUACAGUACCGUGAAAGUAUUUGCCACCUUUCUGAUUUUCUCUAUUUUUGAUGCUGAAUGUUAUCAGAUCUCAACCAAAACCUAAUAUUAGAUAAAGGGAACCAGAGUUUACAAAUAACAUUUAAAAAAUGUAGAUCUAUCGCUCGUUCUGAUGUUUCUUUAUUGAUUUAUUUUGACUUUUUGGAUUAUGUGUAGGUAUUAUUAUUACUGCACUGUUGGAGCUCGAAACACAAGUAUUUCGUUGCACCUGCGAUAAUAUUUGCAAAUCUGUGUAAACAACCAAUAUGUUUUGAUUUGUAGGUGUACUCCCAAACCACUAUUGUACCAAAAAGUGAGUGUCAGGCCCUGGAUGUGUACAAUAGUGAGUUUAUUAACCCUUUCCUCCCCUCUACAGGAGGAUAUGGGUGAGCAUGUGAUGCCAGGGGAUGCCCACCCGGGGACGGUGGGUACGGCCUGCCUCCUCUCCUCAUUCUUCGUGGAGAGUGGCAAGGACACAGGUGUGGUCACUCUGCCCAUCAUGAAACGCAACUCCAGACAGACCCUGGGCAAAGUCAGAGGUGAGCAACCCUACCCCCUCCGGCAACAAGUAGUCUGGUAAAAGCAUAGAAAAUAAUUUCAAUUAAGUUGCUUGAGAUCCACCCAUGUAACUCUAACUUCUUUGUAAAUCAGGUAUUGAUAUCAAUGGGGGAUUUCCACAAAACUUGGUUAGGAUACGGGACUUAUUGAACUUCUAUAUUUCCCUAAGAGUGACUGAUUAUGUUUAGUACAUCCUCUAGCACUAAGAUGCAGCCUGUAUUGGCUGACAGGUCUUUGAAUUUUUACCAGAAGUGGAACUAGAGUACUGGAAGUCAGCACAUAUAGUUCCUCCAGCAGACGAUUUUCCGAUGUGAACAAUCAACUUUCCCCUUAGCAUGUAACUGUCAAACAGCAUGGGAAAACGGUCAAAACAGGAACUAGAAUAUAAAUAAAGGGUUGGCUGACUUGGGGCCAGAGUGUUAGCUAAGAUGUUUCCCUGGUAAAAAAAAUAAAAAGCUUAGAUUAAAGUAAAUGAGUACAAUUCACCUUUUUUAAAACAAUGUAUUUUUCUAUUCCAGUGGACUACCUGGUGAUCCGUCCUAUCGAGGGACUACAGUGUGACAUGAGCUCCUCCUUCACCAAGUACUGGAGGAAGAGGAGUGUACCCCUGGACGUAGGCCACAGGGGGGCCGGCAGCACACACGCAGCCAAGUGAGACACACACACACACACACACACACAAGCAUUACAUAAUAGAUUAUUAGGUGUGGAUGUACCUAAGAGGAAUUCUUAAAUGGUCUUUGUGCGUGUGUUGAAGCAGGACUCUAGGAAGGGCCAAGUUCCUAAGAACACAAAGACCCUUUCAUACUUAGUUUAUUGAAUGUUUGAAUGGAAUUGUUCUGUCCGGUAUGGCUUCAAAGUUGCAGUGAAGGUUAGGACAUCAACAGAGGAAGUCAACGAACAACAAAGACGUUCUUUCCGUUUUUAUGUCACUGUACUGGGAAAAAGGUGCCUCUGAAUCUCAUCCAGGAGUUGUGUUGUUAGCGUGCAGGUCAUUAACUAGUAGUCUGACCAUACACUUCAUAUUCAACAAAAUUAAAUUUGUAUCUGUGUUAUACUGUACAUUGUGAUUUGUAUGUCUUUGGUUUUGGCCUAAACAUUUCUGGUUUUGUUUGUCAGACAUACUAAAGUCAGGGAGAACACCAUUGCUUCGUUCAAAAGUGCUGCCAAUCAUGUGAGUAUUCCCACAUGGAGGAAAAAGAAACUGAAAAAGAAACCCAUUUUCCUCUUGACCCUCUAAAUGUCUCUAAUCUGUUGUCGCAUCAGAGUUGACUGCAUGUGUGUUGUAUGUUUCUGCAGGGGGCUGCCUAUGUGGAGUUUGACGUCCAUCUCUCCAAGGACUGUGUCCCCAUUGUGUACCACGAUCUCACCUGUUGCAUCUCCACUAAGAAGGUAAACCUCAACGACAACAGAACAAAUCCAGUUUGUUUUCUGUUUCAACAAUACCAUUUGAUGCACCCUGUACAGCAGGGUUUCCCAAACUCUGUCCUGCCCCCUCCCCCCCCGGUGCACGUUUUGGUUUUUGCCCUAGCACUACACAGCUCAUUCAAAUAACUAACUCAUUAUUCGAGCUUUGAUUAUUUUAUAUUUUGUUGUACUUAAAAAAAAAUACUGCAUCCUUGCUUUUCUUUUUCCUCUCUUCCACCUGUCAGAAAGGAGACAAGCACUCUCUGGAGCUGUUUGAAGUUCCUGUCAAAGAUCUCACAUACGACCAGCUACAACAGCUCAAGGUAAAAGCUCUGCUGGCUUCUCCUUUACUAGUGAAUAUGCUCAGAAUCCAGUUGUUGAACUAUGUUAAUAUGAAGAGUCCUUUGAAGACAGUAUGUGGAUGUCUUGAUUUGGUUUUAGUCUUAUGUAGGCUAUGGUUUGUCACUAUUUAGGAAUAGGCCAUGGUGUGAAAGAUGACUUGGUUUUGUGUUUGCUCCACAGCUGGGUCAUGCUUCAGCCUUGAAGGUGAACGACCACAAAGGUAUAGUAUAUUUUCUUCCAUUUCAUUCACUGCAAUACCCACCACAUAUAUUAUUUAUCGUUAUUGCAAACAGUGCUCUUGUCCUCCUACUUGUGCAAAGCCAUAGUUUUCAAAGUUUAAUUGGCAAUAAUUCCAAUUGGUAUUGUGAAGAACAAACCUAUGUCCUCUGCUUGCAUCAUUGUUUAAAGCAGUUGAACGUGAACCAACCCAGCAGGUGCUUUGUAUUGGCUUAUGUGUGUGAUGGCUUUGUUUCUUAGAUGACGACGAUGAGGAAGAGGUUGACGAGCAUCAACCCUUCCCUUCAUUCUCACAGGUAAAUACCCUCCUAGUCGGCGUCACUGCUUUCGAGGUUACCAAAAGUGUGAACUAACCUAGCCCACCCUUGAGGUUCUGUGUCCAAUUAUAACUGCUUCCCUAUUUCAUGUCAUGUUCCAGAUCUUCCAUGCAGUGCCUGAAAAUGUGGGGUUCAACAUCGAACUGAAGUGGAUUUGUCAGAUGAAGGUAUGUACAGCCAGUCAGUGAUACUGGUAAUGAGAAGAUGAAGUCAUUAGAUGGCCAUUCUAGAAAGUGCAAAAGUAACUGUAUUGUCUGAACCGACCUAUGACCUAUUUCAGUACCUCCUGGAUUUCACAGGGAAUUUGUGAUAUUUGCAGACAAAAUUGCUUGAUUUUGCUGCAGCAAUUCUGACAUUUUUACAAGGCAAUAUGCGAUGACUUUGACAAAUUUGUCUAAACGAAUUGCGAUCUCAGACUGCUAUUUGUUCUUUUAGGGUAGGGGCCUUGUGGUUCAAGUCAAACAGGAAAGCUUUGUAAUCUGUCAUUCCUAACAUGAUCAGAUGGUAACAACCCUUCUCACAUUGGAAUGUUGUGGUAUUGUCUUCAACAGGAUGGUUCGUGGGAAGGAAACCUGUCUUCCUACUUCAACAUGAACCUGUUCCUGGACAUCAUACUGAGCUGUGCGCUGCAGAGAGCCGGCAAGAGACGCAUCGUCUUCUCCUGCUUCGACCCUGACGUCUGCACCAUGUAAGCACUACUAGGGGCGUCGGACUUUCAGCCUGCUGCACAGUCACUAUGGAAGCUCUAGUCUUGAAUGCCCGGUUAAAUUGUCAUUGAGAUAAAAGGUUAAUCUAAAUGGUUAAAGUAGUGAGAGUGGGCAACAUACAGGUAAAUUCCAAAAUAAAAGGGAACACCAACAGUGUCUUAAUAGGGUGUUUGGCAACCCAUCACAACAGCUUCAAUGCGCAUUGGCAUAGAUUCUACAAGUGUCUGCAGGGCUCCACUGGUGCCACUGACUUUCAGUUGGUGGCACCCCCCAAUUUUUUUUGUUAAAGUAAUUCACAAUGCUUUAUUAACAAGUGUAAUAGACUACUGAGAUGGUAUUCAGUAAGUAAGUUGUUACAUCGAACAUGUCCAAGCAGGAAUGCAUGAUUCAAAAUAUUUUUUUGUAUUUUGACGGCAAGGCCAUUAAUUUUUUUUUAUUUUACUGUCAAAAUAGGGCUCAAAUAAAGAAAGUGGAGACCCUCUAUACGGAAAACUAGUUGCUGCCAAAGGGCGGGGGGGGUUGGAAGAGGCUCACUUUUUUAUUACAGGAAUCAUGAGGAUAAUGCACUUUACUGUUUAACAAAUUCAUGGUUGCAAAAAAUAGGACGUCUUGAUUCAGGAAUCCAGGUAGAAUGUGCAGUUAGAAACUAAAAUGGCAUGGAAAAUUUGCGGAGCUCUCUGUAUAAAAGUCGCAGGCUGGCACUAUUGAUUACAGUUAGAACAAGCUAAUCAAUUUUAGCUCGAGUGGACGCUUGUAAAAUGUUUCUGCGUGUGCAGUUUAGGGUACUAAUUUAGCAAAAUACAAGUUACCUGAACACGUGUGAUACUCUACACGUGUGUUUUUAUGUUUAGGUCUUAAAUAUAACUAACUCUUUCAGCAUAUUGUUUUGACACUGGGCAAAAAUCCAAGACAACCGGAAGCAGCAACAGUAUCAUUUUCAACUUGUUUUAGGAAUAUAAAUAGUACUUAAACAAAAUAAAUUUAACAGGAUUGUACUUCAUCAGGUAAAUUACUGAAUGAGACCAAAAACUUGCUAUGAUUUAUUGAUUUCGAUUUAUAUUCUAGAACAAAUACAUUUACCUAACACUACCUUCGUUAUCCAACAGUCAUUGGUGAGACUGAAGACUGUGUUAGCCUGCUGAACUGAAGCCUAGUUUGCACAGUUGUACAGUGGCUUGCAAAAGUAUUCACCCCCGUUGGCAUUUUUCAUAUUCUGUUGCCUUACAACCUGGAAUUAAAAUUGAUUUUUGGGGGGUUUGUAUCAUUUUGAUUUACACAACAUGCCUACCACUUUGAAGAUGCAAUGUGAAACAAACAAGAAAUAAGACAAACAGAACUUGAGCUCUACAAAGUCAAUACUUUGUAGAGCCACCAUUUGCAGCAAUUACAGCUGCAAGUCUCUUGGUAUGUCUCCUAUAAGCUUGGCACAUCUAGCCACUGGAAUUUUUGCCCAUUCUUCAAGGCAAAACUGCUCCAGCUCCUUCAAGUUGGAUGGGUUCCACUGGUGUACAGCAAUCUUUAAGUCAUACCACAGAUUCUCAAUUGGAUUGAGGUCUGGCCUUUGACUAGGCCAUUCCAAGACAUUUAAAUGUUUCAUUGGGUCAUUGUCCUGCUGGAAGGUGAACCUCCAUCCCAGUCUCAAAUCUCUGGAAGACUGAAACAGGUUUCCCUCAAGAAUUUCCCUGUAUUUAGCGCCAUCUAUCAUUCCUUCAAUUCUGACCAGUUUCCCAGUCCCUGCCAAUGAAAAACAUCCCCACAGCACGAUGCUGCCACCACCAUGCUUCACUGUGGGGAUGGUGUUUUUGGGGUGAUGAGAGGUGUUAGGUUUGCGCCAGACAUAGCGUUUUCCUUGAUGGCCAAAAAGCUCAGUUUUAGUCUCAUCUGACCAGAGUACCUUCUUCCAUAUGUUUGGGGAGUCUCCCACAUGCCUUUUGGCGAACACCAAACGUGUUUGCUUAUUUUUUUCUUUAAGCAAUGGCUUUUUUUCUGGCCACUCUUCCGUAAAGCCCAGCUCUGUGGAGUGUAUGGCUUAAAGUGGUCCUAUGGACAGAUACUCCAAUCUCUGCUGUGGAGCUUUGCAGCUCCUUCAGGGUUAUCUUUGGUCUCUGUUGCCUCUGAUUAAUGCCCUCCUUGCCUGGUCUGUGAGUUUUGGUGGGUGGCCCUCUCUUGGCAGGUUUGUUGUGGUGCCAUAUUCUUUCCAUUUUUUAAAUAAUGGAUUUAAUGGUGCUCCGUGGGAUGUUCAAAGUUUCUGAUUUUUUUUUUUAUAAUCCAACCCUGAUCUGUACUUUUACAUUUACAUCAUUUAGCAGACGCUCUUAUCCAGAGCGACUUACAAAUUGGUGCAUUCAACUUAUGAUAGCCAGUGGGACAACCACCUUUUUUUUUACUUCUCUACAACUUUGUCCCUGACCUGUUUGGAGAGCUCCUUGGUCUUCAUGGAGCCGCUUGCUUGGUGGUGCCCCUUGCUUAGUGGUGUUGCAGACUCUGGGGCCUUUCAGAACGUGUGUGUGUAUAUAUAUAUAUAUUACACAUACAUACAGUGGGGAAAAAAGUUUUUAGUCAGCCACCAUGUGCAAGUUCUCCCACUUAAAAAGAUGAGAGAGGCCUGUAAUUUUCAUCAUAGGUACACGUCAACUAUGACAGACAAAAUGAGAAAUUUUUCCAGAAAAUCACAUUGUAGGAUUUUUAAUGAAUUUAUUUGCAAAUUAUGGUGGAAAAUAAGUAUUUGGUCAAUAACAAAAGUUUCUCAAUACUUUGUUAUAUACCCUUUGACACAAGUCAAACGUUUUCUGUAAGUCUUCACAAGGUUUUCACACACUGUUGCUGGUAUUUUGGCCCAUUCCUCCAUGCAGAUCUCCUCUAGAGCAGUGAUGUUUUGGGGCUGUCGCUGGGCAACACGGACUUUCAACUCCCUCCAAAGACCUUGAAAUGCUUCUUACGAAGCCACUCCUUCGUUGCCCGGGCGGUGUGUUUGGGAUCAUUGUCAUGCUGAAAGACCCAGCCACGUUUCAUCUUCAAUGCCCUUGCUGAUGGAAGGAGGUUUUCACUCAAAAUCUCACGAUACAUGGCCCCUUUCUUUCCUUUACACGGAUCAGUCGUCCUGGUCCCUUUGCAGAAAAACUUUCCCCAAAGCAUGAUGUUUCCACCCCCAUGCUUCACAGUAGGUAUGGUGUUCUUUGGAUGCAACUCAGCAUUCUUUGUCCUCCAAACACAACGAGUUGAGUUUUUACCAGAAAGUUCUAUUUUUGUGUCAUCUGACCAUAUGACAUUCUCCCAAUCCUCUUCUGGAUCAUCCAAAUGCACUCUAGCAAACUUCAGACGGGCCUGGACAUGUACUGGCUUAAGCAGGGGGACACGUCUGGUACUGCAGGAUUUGAGUCCCUGGCGGCGUAGUGUGUUACUGAUGGUAGGCUUUGUUACUUUGGUCCCAGCUCUCUGCAGAUCAUUCACUAGGUCCCCCCGUGUGGUUCUGGGAUUUUUGCUCACCGUUCUUGUGAUCAUUUUGACCCCACGGGGUGAGCUCUUGCGUGGAGCCCCAGAUCGAGGGAGAUUAUCAGUGGUCUUGUAUGUCUUCCAUUUCCUAAUAAUUGCUCCCACAGUUGAUUUCUUCAAACCAAGCUGCUUACCUAUUGCAGAUUCAGUCUUCCCAGCCUGGUGCAGGUCUACAAUUUUGUUUCUGGUGUCCUUUGACAGCUCUUUGGUCUUGGCCAUAGUGGAGUUUGGAGUGUGACUGUUUGAGGUUGUGGACAGGUGUCUUUUAUAUACUGAUAAGUUCAAACAGGUGCCAUUAAUACAGGUAACGAGUGGAGGACAGAGGAGCCUCUUAAAGAAGAAGUUACAGGUCUGUGAGAGCCAGACAUCUUGCUUGUUUGUAGGUGACCAAAUACUUAUUUUCCACCAUCAUUUGCAAAUCAAUUCAUUAAAAAUCCUACAAUGUGAUUUUCUUGGUUUUUUUUUUCUCAAUUUGUCUGUCAUAGUUGACGUGUACCUAUGAUGAACAUUACAGGCCUCUCUCAUCUUUAAGUGGGAGAACUUGCACAAUUGGUGGCUGACUAAAUACUUUUUUCCCCCACUGUAUAUAUUACACACACACACAUUAUGUGACUUCUGAAGGUAACUGGUUGCACCAGAUCUUAUUUAGGGGCUUCAUUGCAAAUGGGGUGAAUACAUACACGCACCACUUUUCCGUUGUUGUUUUUUUGAAACGAGUACUUUUUUUCAUUUCACUUCACCAAUUUGCAAUAAUUUGUGUGUCCAUUUCAUGAAAUACAAAUCCAUUUUAAAUUACAGGUUGUAAUGCAACAAAAUAGGAAAAACGCCAAGAGGGAUGAAUACUUUUGCAAGGCACUGUAAUUUGAAUGUUUGACUGCCUAUGACGAAUGUGUAGCUGUUUUAUGAAUGCAUAUAUAAGGGGGGUGCUGCAGUGAAGCGUAAGUGUAACCAUAAAUGUUGUAUUCUCCCCUAGGGUUCGUCAGAAGCAGAACAAGUACCCUAUCCUGUUCCUGACCCAAGGAAUCUCUGAGACCUAUCCUGAGCUCAUGGACAUCCGCUGUCAGACCACACAGAUCGCCAUGAGCUUCGCACAGAGCGAAAACAUCCUGGUGAGUAGUGGAACUGGGAAAUAGCUUUCGAUUGUUAAUUGGCUAAGUCUCUGUGCUAAUGUAGGUGAUCAGUGAAGGGGAUCAGUCGAUACUCUGACGUCUGUCUGUCUGUCUGUCUAGGGUAUCAGUGCCCACACAGAGGAGCUGCUUCAGAACCUGGAACACAUCCGAGAGGCCCAGUCUAAAGGCCUGGUGGUGUUCUGCUGGGGAGACCUCAACAACUACCACGACAACAGGACCACACUACGGGAGCAGGGCAUCGACGGACUCAUCUAUGACAGGUAAACAUCAGGCUGAACAGGUCAAUCCGUUUGGCUCAUAUAGGGGCGGUUUCCCGGACACAGAUUAAGUCUACUCCUAGAAUAAAAAGCACUUUCAAUAGAGAUUUGCUCUUGUUUUUUUAAGUCCAGGACUAGGUUUUAAUGGAAACCAGCCCAUUCUGUAUAACAACAGUAGCAGCAAUCUAUUCAAAAGGUAAUUUUAGCCUAUUGUGUUAUCAAACAUCUUGAUCCAUAUGCUGUUUUUAGUUCCUAAGAGGCCUAGCCAAAGGUUAGCUGUAAUAACAUGUUUUGUUUGGACUCAACAGUUUCAGUCCCUCAGGCAGGUACACCCUGUUCUCAUGUAGUAGUUAUUUACAUUUUUGUCAUUUAGCAGACGCUCUUAUCCAGAGUGACUUACAGUAGUGAGUGCAUACAUUUUCGUGCUGGUCCCCUGUGGGAAUCGAACCCCCAACCCUGGCGUUGCAAGCCCCAUGCUCUACCAACUGAGCCACACAGGACAUGUACACAAGUGUCUUUGUGAGCACCUUUUUGAGUUCUGUUUAUUCUUAUCACACCUAUCAACAGCCUGUAAAUUACGCUGUCUCUCAUACUGUUGCUCAAAGUUCUUGAUUGGACAUCUGUCAGCAUUGUUUUAUUACUCACAAUCUCACUGACACACACACACAUCAGCGCUUCAGUCAGUGUAGCUUAAACACAAUCAAUCAAUGUAUCAUCAUAUGAGGUUACAUAACCUAAAACCAAACAGUAGGCUAUUAUUGAAUUACUUGGAGUUCAGCCACUGUAGCUAAUGAAAGUAAUAGUUGUUUAAUUAGGAACUAUGAAAUCAGAAGAAAAUAAAUUAGUUUGUUACAUUCUGUAAAGUAGAGAUUGCUGGGUCAGAGAGGGGCUUCAUUCAAUGAACGGACAUGUCAUGUGACCUGACCUCAGAAAGAACUGGUUUUCUACUGCCUCAGCACUAUCUUUUACGGAAAUGACACACAGUUGAACUAUGGCCUACAUGUUUGGAUUAAACCAUUCAGUGCAUUCCUGGUUUUCGGAGGUCAGUAUUUCUUCCAGCUGUAUCUAUUGGAAUAGAACCUGCGGCAGUAGUUCUGUCUUGACUUUAUCUUUGGCUCCUAUAACAGAUGUUUGUUUUGUCCGCCUUUCUCCUCUUUUGUGCUCCUUUCUGUCUUUCUCUACAGGAUCUGUGACGACCAGGUUGACCAGCCCGACAUCUUCAAAGUAGAGGCGCAGCACACGCUGCAGGAGACUCUCAAGAGCUUUGUGUGCUCCUGCUACUCCAUCCCCUGCCAGGCGCCUGUCUGCGCCUCCUCCACCUCCUCCAAGGUGCACAGUACAGAGUCCGACUCAGGCCUCAGCUCCUCCUGAACAACUAUCUGCCUCCGAAGGUUGUCUCUAGAUAGACAUGCUAGAGAGGACAGACUGGGAGGGUAGUCACUAGAUAGACAUGCUAGAGAGGACCGACGCGGCAAUGAAUAUAGGCAGACUUGAUGAGCAAGUGUACACUAUUAGUUUUUUAUUUAUUUAGUGUGAGUUACAUAGGAGCUACACUAGAUGCCAUGAAAACAGUCCCAUUUUUUAUUUUUUUUUACCUGCUACACUGGAAGAGUAACUUUUUUUUUUUUGCCAACGUGAGCCACUUUAUCCAAUUGCAGCUCACACUGGAGAACAAUCUUGAAAAUGGAACCAAGCCUCACACAUAACUGCUGCGCUUACGCCUGGUUUCAUUUAAAUUAAUAGAAGCGUAACACGCUCUGCGAACAUUACUCGUCCGGUGUUGCUCCUACGUUAGGGAUUAGGUUUUGUGAUUGGAAACACAUUGGUGAUUUAAAAAGUUAUUCUGUCCUUUCUAGCAUGGCCAGAUAGUGACAACCCUUCCUGAACUGAUGUCCACUGAAGCAAUACACAAGCUGUGUCCAGAUGUGUGUUCUUGCAGCUGUUUGUUUAAACUGUAAGGAGGAGGGUGUUUUGCCAAACGAGGCAUCUGGUAUUUGUUAUUAGGACUUCAGUUGAAUUGACUGGGAUAUGCACCUCAGUCACAAUUAUAGAGGAAUUCACAUUCAUAUGUCUUCACUUAGAAAUGAAUGCAUACUCAAGGAAUUUAUUUUGAGGUUUCUAUUUUAUUAUGCUGAUUUGCUAAAUACAAAUCAGAGUUAAACUAUACUGUAUAUUAGCUUUUCCAGAUGUAGCUUUUCUUAUUGGUGGUAACUGUGUACACGUAUUACAGUUCAUGACUGAUAACAGCCCACAGUUUGCCUUCAGCUUGACUUCAGCUUGCUGGUUUAAUGUAAGUAUAUGUAGUUUUAUGUGGCUAAUGAUUUGCAACACUAGAUUCUUUCAUUUUUGCAUCUGCAUUAUGGUUGUCCGCAUAUGAAAUAAGCCAGCAUUUGACAAUAGCAGUGUUA
This is a messenger RNA of Coregonus sp. 'balchen', 17904 nucleotides long. Lineage: Eukaryota; Metazoa; Chordata; Actinopteri; Salmoniformes; Salmonidae. The record is from the annotation of a GenBank genome assembly.